Molecule: messenger RNA, 1506 nt
Organism: Tachysurus fulvidraco (yellow catfish)
Lineage: Eukaryota; Metazoa; Chordata; Actinopteri; Siluriformes; Bagridae
Gene: nthl1
Product: nth-like DNA glycosylase 1
Exons: 6
Coding region: 1-1347 (448 amino acids)
Biological process (GO): base-excision repair, AP site formation; base-excision repair; nucleotide-excision repair
Cellular component (GO): nucleus
Molecular function (GO): DNA binding; oxidized pyrimidine nucleobase lesion DNA N-glycosylase activity; DNA-(apurinic or apyrimidinic site) endonuclease activity
Source: RefSeq, a predicted model, not a curated record
AUGAAAACGAGCUCGCGUUACUUCAACAAGGGUAGAAAAGUCGUGUCGGAUCUUCCACAAGCGGGCAAAGACGUAUUAAAAGGAAAAGGACUCCGGAGAUUCACACGCGGGACUGUGGAGGAAAGUUCUGUGUUGAUUAAAGAAGAACCAGAUGAGGAACGUACCAAGUGUGAAACUGGGGGGAGUCCGUAUGGGCAAUGUUGUGUAGAGAUGCCACACGUCACAGAACUUAAGGAAGACCCUUUAAGACCUCCACCUCGCACCGUGAGGAGGGCCUACGUUAAAGUGGAGUAUGAAGACAAGGCAGGACCCUGCAUCAAGAAAGAGCGCUGGGAGCCACCUGACUGGAGGAGACAGCUGUCGUUCAUCAGGGAGAUGCGGAGUAGACGGGACGCGCCGGUGGAUCUCAUGGGGGCGGAGAAGUGCUACGACCCCCAGGCUACACCUGAGGUGAUGCGUUUUCAGGUGUUGGUCUCUCUGAUGUUGUCCAGUCAGACGAAGGACCAGGUGACGGCUGCCGCCAUGGAACGACUGCGUGCGCACAACCUCAGCGUGUCCUCCAUCCUCAAAAUGGACGAGGACAAACUGGGCAAACUGAUCUACCCUGUGGGCUUCUGGAAGACGAAAGUGAAGUACCUGAAGCAGGCGACGGAGAUGAUCCACCGGGAGUUCGGAGACGACAUCCCUGACACGCUGGAGGGUUUGGUGCGUCUGCCCGGGGUCGGCCCUAAGAUGGCGCACCUGGCCAUGGCCAUAGCCUGGAAACAGGUCUCCGGCAUUGGAGUGGACACGCACGUUCACCGGAUCUCUAACAGACUGGGAUGGACUCGGAGCACCACCAAGAACCCGGAGGAGACCCGUAGAGCCUUGGAGGAGUGGUUACCAAGAGACCUGUGGUGUGAGAUAAAUUGGCUGUUGGUGGGUUUCGGACAACAGGUCUGUUUACCCAUUUCACCUCUGUGCUCCACCUGUCUGAACCAGCACACAUGUCCCUCAGCCCAUGCCGCCUCACCGACCCUCAGGCCUAAACCUGGCUCUCCGCUAUCUCCCAGGGAGCCUGCUGUACCACGAAAGAAUUCUAAAAUGAAACCAGAGACGUCGAAGCAACAGAUCAAGGAAGAAGCUUUCACCGUUCCCCCCUCCCUGUCUCACCCAAAGCGGAAGAUUGACAGAGACAGAGCGGGCGAUCCAGAGAUGGUGAAAGAGCAGGGGGGUGAAUCGCAGAAAGAGGCGAAUACAAUGGUGAAGACAAGGACAAGAUCUGGAAGGAGAAAGGAAGAGAAAAGAGACGGAGGGAAGACAGAGUGUCCUAGGCUAAUGAGAAGAACUGUGCGCAAACGCAGAUGAAGCUGCAUGUUAUAUUGAAUAAACCAGAAAUCAUCGUUUAAAGCAUCGUUGUUCGCAUCAAAGGCAGCACCGAACGAGGCACAUUAGAAACUCUGCUCUAUGUGUAUAGUUUUCUUAUACAUGCUUUUUUUACUUUUAAUAAAAAUUGAACUAAUAGUA